AUGGCAACUACAAUGAAAGAACAAAGGUUACUAAUAAAACCUACCAGAGAGCUUCAACAUCUAACAAUAAAAAAAGCAAACCACAAUCAUAUAGCUUUAGAAGAUAUUUUAGGCUAUCCAUCUAGCUAUCGAUUGAAUAAAGAUGAUUAUCAAAAAGUCAAGAAAAUGUUUGCAGCAGAUGUUAAUCCUCGAGAUAUACCCUUUACUCUUCGUCAAAGCAACCUAAAUAGUUUAGCAAUCUCGAGAACUAUUUAUAAUACUUGA
Messenger RNA from Racocetra persica, 264 nucleotides. Lineage: Eukaryota; Fungi; Glomeromycota; Glomeromycetes; Diversisporales; Gigasporaceae. The record is from the annotation of a GenBank genome assembly.